ACUACUCCACGAGAUCAUUCGACAGUACAAUGGCAGAAGUUGCUCCAGCAGUCGCACCGGCCCCGGCGAAGGCCCCCAAGAAGAAAGCGGCCAAGCCGGCCAAGAAGAGCGGACCCGGCGCCGCCGAGCUGAUCCUGAAGGCGGUCUCCGCCUCCAAGGAGCGCAAGGGCAUCUCCUUCGUGGCUCUGAAGAAGGAGCUGGGCGCCAAAGGCUACGACGUGGAGCACAACAAUGCCCACAUCAAGCGCGCCAUCAAGUCCUUGGUGCUGAAGGGGGCCCUCACGCAGACCAAGGGGACCGGAGCGUCCGGGUCCUUCAAGGCCGCCAAGCCGGCGGAGAAGCCCAAGAAGGUAGCGGCGAAGAAGCCCGCAGCCAAAGCCAAGAAGCCCGCAGCGAAGAAGCCCGCCGCCGCCGCUAAGAAACCAGCCGCCGCCAAGAAGACCGCCGUCGCAAAGAAGCCAAAAGCGGCCAAGGCAACACCCAAGAAGGCGAAGAAGCCCGCGGUCAAGAAGGCUACGAAGAGCCCUAAGAAGGUGGCCAAGAAGGCGGCGUCGCCCAAAAAGGCAGCAGCAGCCAAGAAGGUGGCGCCCAAGAAAGUCGCAAAGAAGGUCGUCAAACCCAAAGCGGCAAAACCCGCAAAGAAAGCUGCCGCCAAGAAACCAGCGAAGAAGUGAGUUCUUCACGUCUGAACGUACUCAACCAACGGCUCUUUUAAGAGCCACCCAAAUCCACCAAAAAGAGCCAUUUUCCCGAAU
Etheostoma spectabile (orangethroat darter) is the source of this 755-nucleotide messenger RNA. Its product is annotated as histone H1-like. Gene Ontology annotation, cellular component: nucleosome. The record is from RefSeq and is a predicted model, not a curated record. NCBI's taxonomy places the organism in Eukaryota, Metazoa, Chordata, Actinopteri, Perciformes, Percidae. Gene Ontology annotation, biological process: nucleosome assembly. The coding region runs from base 30 to 674 and encodes 214 amino acids. Gene Ontology annotation, molecular function: DNA binding; structural constituent of chromatin. The transcript has a single exon.